Plenodomus lingam JN3 is the source of this 378-nucleotide messenger RNA. It is a transcript of the gene CYT21, whose product is annotated as mitochondrial 37S ribosomal protein bS16m. Gene Ontology annotation, biological process: mitochondrial translation. The record is from RefSeq and is a predicted model, not a curated record. Gene Ontology annotation, molecular function: structural constituent of ribosome. Gene Ontology annotation, cellular component: ribosome; mitochondrial small ribosomal subunit. NCBI's taxonomy places the organism in Eukaryota, Fungi, Ascomycota, Dothideomycetes, Pleosporales, Leptosphaeriaceae.
AUGGUCCUCCGCAUCCGCCUCGCCCGCUUCGGAAAAAAACACUCUCCCUUCUACAACAUCGUCGUCGCACACGCCCGCACAGCACGCAACUCGCGUCCCCUCGAAGUCCUCGGCACCUACGACCCAAAGCCGCAGCCCCCACGGCCAGGCGACACACACGGCCGGGCGUGGAAAGAUAUCCAGUUGGAUCUUGCGCGCGCGCGGUAUUGGGUGGGUGUCGGGGCGCAGCCGAGUGAUACGGCGUGGCGGCUGUUGAGUAUGGUGGGGAUUUUGGAGCCGAGAUGGAGGGUUGGGAGGGUGGGAGAGAUGGUUAGGGCGAGGAGUGCGGCGGGGAGUUUGAGGGGGGAGGGAGGGCGGGAGGAGGCGGUUGUGGGGUAA